AGGAAAGGGCAGCUGGAGUUGCACACUCCACAUAAAGUAUCCCCAGCGCUCGAAACCACAGUCUUUGUUGCCAUAAAGCUGUAGGAAUCUCUCUCUCUCUCUCUCUCUCUCUCUCUCUCUCUCUCUCUCUCUCUUUGUGUGUGUGUGUGUGUGUGUGUGUGUGCGCGCGCGCGCGCUUUGGAUUGUAAUGUUCUGGCAGGCAUGUAGAGAAAGUUGCGAACGUUAGUCCGCUACUGGAGGCGUCCCGGAGAAGAAAAGGAGAGGACCAAGAAAAGAAAAGUCGGCUAACUUCUAGAGUUCAAGCGGAGCUUCGAGAGCGGCACAUUUGCGACGAGCAAGAAAAAAGUGAAGAGGAAAGUUCAGAAAAGUUGAAACAUAUUUUAACAAGGGAAAGCCCGCACUCGGAAACGUGUCAACUUAGAUGCGGCUCUAAGGAAUGUGCAGUCACCAUGGAAACACAGUCCCAGGCAAGUUCAACAGCAGAGAAGAAAAAGAGGGUAGAGUCCAUCAUAGCAACCAAGAGAUCCUCCUUGACCCGUACUGAGAUCAGCGAAAAGGCUGUGGCUUCCAGCACCACAUCCAAUGAAGAUGAGAGCUCUAGCUCUCACUACCAUCGGGAUAGGCGCAAUGUGAUUAGCGCUCAAUUACCAGUUCCAGGCCAGGCUUCAGUGACUGAUAAGAUGAGUGAUGAGCCAUGCACCUCCACAGAAGAGCGUCCCUUGCUGGUGAAGAAGGAGUUGCAGACCUCCCUGCCCUACUUCCCUGAACACGCACUUCCUUACCGGGGCACAUUGUUUGCAAUGGACCCUCGAAGCGGCUAUCUGGAUCCUCACUAUACUCCGGCUCAGUUUUUCCAUGGAUUCCACCCUCCUGUGCCAGUCGACGAAAGACACACACAGGGACGAUACAUCUAUGAGCCCUCUCCAGUGCCACCAAUCCAUGUGCCUCCAGUACUGGCAGGUAGCCCUGCAUUUUCUGAUAUCUCCGUCAUCAGAUUCCCACCUCACCGGAAUUCUUCAGGCAUUGGUGUGGAUUCACCUUUUAGCCCCCCACACCCAUACAUCAACCCCUACAUGGACUAUAUCCGCUCCAUUCACAGCAGCCCUUCUCUUUCUAUGAUCUCUGCAGCCAGGGGACUCAGCCCUGCAGAUGCCCAACACAAUGGUUUGACCACUGCAGAAUACUACCAUCAGAUGGCAAUGCUAGCAGGUCACCGUAGCCCCUAUGCUGACAUAAUUCCCUCCACCAUAUCCACCACUGGAGCAGGGACCAGUACAUUGCACAUGGAAUACCUCCAAGCUUUGGAAGCAGGUUCUCGCUUUCCCAGUCCGAGAUUCCUUAACCGUCAGGGCAGGAAGCGGCCCCUUCCUGUUUCACCACACUCAGACACAAGUUUUGAUUUUCAAGCGAUGAUCCGGAAAUCACCAAAUUCCCUGGUAAGCAUCCUGAACAGCUCGAGGCCCAGCUCAUCCAACAGUGGAUCCUAUGGUCAUCUGUCUGCUGGUACUAUCAGUCCUGCACUGAGUUUUGCCUACCCUCCCACCCCAGUAGCACUGCAAAUGCAUCAGCAGCUAAUUGGCAGGCCUCCUGGAAUUGUAGGUUCUACUUUUGGACACAGUCCUCCUCUCAUCCACCCUGGCCCUGCUUUCAAUACCCACAGACCCAUAGCAGGCAUAACCUCUUCAGGACCUGGGCCCACAGAGCGCUCCACCAUCUCCUCUGACUUACAAAGUAAACCCACUAGUGAGUCAGCAGUGACCAGUACAGGAGACCUCAUGCAAAACAAACGCUCCAAACUCAAGCCUGAUGACGAGCCUCCCAGCCCUGGAGCAGUUAGUGUUCAGGAUCAUCUGGAAGGAAUGACCCAGGUAAAAGAGGAGGAAGAUAAAGAAGAUGGGAAACAGGAGUCAGAGGUGGUGUAUGAGACUAACUGCCACUGGGAGAACUGCUGCAGAGAGUUUGACACCCAGGAACAGCUUGUACAUCAUAUAAAUAAUGACCAUAUCCAUGGUGAGAAGAAGGAGUUUGUGUGUCGAUGGGAAGAAUGCUCUAGAGAACAGAAGCCCUUCAAAGCCCAGUACAUGCUGGUGGUACAUAUGCGCAGGCACACAGGCGAGAAACCACACAAGUGCACGUUUGAAGGCUGUUCCAAGGCCUACUCUAGACUUGAGAACUUGAAGACACACUUGCGCUCUCACACAGGAGAGAAACCUUAUGUAUGUGAGCAUGAGGGCUGCAACAAGGCCUUCUCGAAUGCAUCAGACCGUGCCAAACAUCAGAAUCGGACCCACUCCAAUGAGAAACCCUAUGUAUGCAAGAUACCUGGCUGCACCAAACGCUACACUGACCCCAGCUCUCUGCGCAAACAUGUAAAAACUGUUCAUGGUCCUGAAGCCCAUGUCACUAAGAAACAACGUGGAGAUGUUUAUCCUCGCCCCCCGGCUCAUCCCCGUGAACCUGGAGCCAAUGGACAAGGCCGGUUGUCAAAAUUGCAGCACUCCUUAGAAGCUUUUCCUGACCAAAAGGAGUAUAGCAAUGCUACCUCAAAACAAAAUGACUGUCUGCCAGUCAAGUCAAUCAAGACAGAGAAGCCCAUGACGUCUCAGCCAAGCCCUGGCGGUCAGUCUCCAUGCAGCAGUGACCAGUCCCCCACCAACUCCCAUUUCAGCCAUGGAGUCCAACCUACUGUGAGUGCUAUUGGCCUUAUGGGGGAGAAGGUGGUAGAGGACCAGGAGUUUGAACAGGUGGAUGAAGAGAAGGACAAUGAGGGAGAAGAGGAGGAUUCCCCCAUCAUGGUCUCUACUGUAUCCACUGCUACAGCCACAGCAGCUACUCUAGCCAUACAGCCCCGCAGAAGUCUAGGGCAGCCCUUGCGCUGGAUGGAACAGGUUAAGAUGGAUAGGCUAAGGCAGGUGAAUGGAGGGACAUCAAGGCUGGGACAUCUGUCACUCACAGCACCCUCUAAAGUCCACAGUCCUCCCUCCCUCACAGGAAAAGGCUUAUAUACACUUAAAAGUACUUGUGGGGAUACACCAGUGCCUCAGCCUCCAUUAGAUCCCGAGCCAUCCAGCACAGAGCUGACAAUGCUGAGCCUCCUACGUGAUCGCUGUAACAGCAGUGGCAGUGCCACCAGCUCAGCCUACCUAAGUAUCUCUCCCUGCUCCUCAAGCCGCCGCUCCAGCCAAGCCUCACAGUCUGAGCACAGCCAGCAGAGACAGCUGCACAAUUUCAGUGCUACUGACUCCUAUGACCCCAUCUCCACUGAUGCCUCACGUCGCUCCAGUGAGGCUAGCCAAUGUGGUGGAGGUGGUUCUUGUGGGGUAGUCAUUGGAGGAAACUGGGGAGAUGAAAGUGGAGGUGUGGGAGGAGGUGGGAUGGGAUCAAGAGGUAUGUUGAACAUAACACCAGCACAGCACUAUCAUCUCAAAGCCACAUAUGCAGCUGCAAUUGGUGGACCUUCUCCAACACCUUUGUCUAACAUGAAACAAUUGAGCUAUAAAAUUCAAACAACUAAGGCCAGGGAUGUAAAAGGCACAAACCAGCUCAUAUUGCCAUCACUGUUCAGACCACGUUGCAGUAGUGAUGUAAGUUCUCAUGGACAAAGCAGUCACAUUAGUCAGAGAGGACUGUAUCCAUGGGAAAACCCAAGCAAAAGUAACAGAAGAACAAGUGACCCUCUAAGGCCGAGAGAACAAAAUAUAUAUGGAAGUCCUCAGAUACAGCGUUUUGGUAGCCAGAAUAACAUGGGUCAAUUACCCCCUCUGGUUGGAAAUGAUAUUCCAGGAGGGGUUGGUAAAAGUACAACCCACCAAAACUACACCAACUUAGAGGACAAUAUACAGAGUGGUCAGCUCUCCCCUUUCCCUCUUAGCAUUGUGGAACAAUCAGCACAAUCAGCUUUAACCAUGAAACAUGAUGAGGCUCUUUUAUUUAGGGACGGUGACAUUCUUUCCGAGGAUAAUGGAGCUCCCAGCAGUCAGCAAAAUUGUAUAAAUUCCCAAUUUCACAGAAGUUAUUUUAGCAAGGAGGUGCAGAACAUCCAGAAACAUUUAAAGCAACAUGGGGCACAAGAAGCACAAAGUCCAAAGAAAGAGAGACUGCCAAUCCAGUGGAAUGAGGUAAGCUCAGGAAGUCCUAAUUUUUUACCCCCUCAGGAACCGUGGAGGUGUCAGUGGUGGGCAAAACAAAUGAAUGCAGAAGGCCUUCCACUUAGUCACUUUGAAAAUAUGAUACAACAGCAGCUCCCUUCAUACUUUACAGACAAGAAACACCUUAAUCAGAGGAGUAAUGUUAACCAAAAAAAAGAAGUGAACAAUGGGCACAGUUACCCAAAUCAACAUAGGCAAGAAUCAAAUUCAAGCCAAACAAUAUCUUGCAAAAUGAGCCAGGGUGUAUCAGUGGAUACUACGCAAUGGAACUGCAAUGGCAAAAAUAACAACUCAAACACAUUUAACUUUGGUCAGCAAAACUGUCAAAAUGCCCUGGACCCUAUCCAGCCAAGUAGCCCUCAUCAAGCUAGUCAGUCAGAAACUCAACAGCUUCAACAGAACCCUGAAAUUCCAUAUCAAACAAGUGGAAACUCACUCCAGCAAGGAACAAUAAAGUCCAGUUUAUCUCAUGCCUUUGUGGUCCCUCUACAACCCCAGUGUGCAAUGUCUAGCCAGUCUGUGGAUCAAUACCCCUCUCAAACACAGCAAUAUUCCAACCAACAGAUCACCAGUAGUCACAAUACACAGGCCUGCCAAAGAUUUAAAAAAGUUAAUAUCACUAACUGUUCAUUUGCCAACCACGUGUCAGGACUAAAACUAGAAAUAGAAGACCUGCUUCAAUCCAACUUAUGCUCUUCCAUGCAGCAACAGGAAGUGUACGAGCAGUGCUUUGACUCAGCAAAGUCUUCAACCUUCAGAGCUCAGCACUGCCAAAUGGAGUCAUUUAAAAUCGAGACUGGGGUAUCAUGUAGACCCUUGGAUGAUCUUCUGUCCCCUGGGGCUGAUCAGGUGACCAGCACAAUAGAAAGCAACCCAGAUCGCAGUGUUCAGGAUAAUGUUGACCUACAUUUUUCCUCCAUGGAUGAUAAUUUUGACCAAGGCAGUUCUGUUUCUGAUGUAAUCAGUCGUAGUGUUCUUCAUAGUUUAUCACAGACUUUUUCUUGGCUUACAACUCCACACCUCUCAGCUGUACCUCAUAGUUUGCCUCCUGGUACAACCAACAUGGCCAUUGGAGACAUGAGCUCCCAUCUGACUACCCUUGCAGAAGAGAACAAGUUUCUUGCAAUUAUGCAGUAGGUUUUAUAAUCCUCCAAUAGAAUAGGGAAAACAAUAAUAUACUGAAGUAAUUUAAAAAUCUGGAUGAGGAGCAGAAAUCUUUGAUUUACAUUUGUCAGUGUAGGGGGAGUUAACUAUAGUAUAUCUGCUAUUUGUAUAUGCAUUAGUCCACUCGCCUUACUCACCUUACACACACACACACACACAAACAUAUAUAUAUAUAUAUAUAUUAUAUUAUAUUAUAUUAUAUAUUAUAUUAUAUAUAUAUACACACACUACCAGUCAAAAGUUCUCAAUAAUGUCCUUUGAACAGUUGAUAUUGAGAUGUCUGCUACUUAUGCUCUGUAAAGCCUUCAUAACGGCUCUAAUCUGAGGUGCUGUUAAUUGGUGAUUUCUGAGGCUGGUAACUCUAAAUGAACUUCUCCUCUGCAGCAGAGGUAAGUUUUGGUUUUGCUUUACUGGGAUGGUCUUCAUGUGAGCCAGUUUCAUCAUGGUGCUUGAUGGGUUUUGCACUUGACAAUACUGUUCUUGCAAGAACUAUUCCAGAACACCUGACCUUCGUGUCUUAAAAUAACAACUGACUGUUGUUUUUUGUCAUUACAUAUGGAUUACUUAAGUCCAUGUGUUAUUUCAUAGUUUUGAAAUCUCCAGUAUUGUUCUAGACAAAAAACACUGAAUUAAAAGGCGUGUCCAAACUUUUGACUGGUAGUGUGUGUGUAUGUAUAUAUAUAUAUAUAUAUAUAUAUAUAUAUAUAUAUAUAUAUAUAUAUAUAUAUAUAUAUAUAUAUAUAGGCAUUCUGUUUGUGGAGUAUUUGAAUAUAGAAAAUUUAAGGUGAUUUGGUGACAACAGCAUCAUUCCCCCCUCUACAGUCUUCAAUUCAAUUCAAUUUCAUUUGUACAGUGUUUAAAGCAUUAGCUCUUUCACAAAGCAGCUUUACAGAAAUAUCUAAAUUCUGGAUAUUAAUUUUACAUUUAUAAAUUUGUCAUUCAAUAUUCUGUGUAUUACUGUUGUUUUGGAUAUUGAUCUAAAACUUUCACUGACAUGCAUGUUAUUUCUUUCAAAUCUAAACAAUGACUUUUUUUGCAAGUAUAAAGUCUCGCAUUUACUAAAGAUAUCCUUGCUAUUUUCAUCAGGUAGAGACAAGAGAAGUGUUCCAUUUAAGAGGACUUAGUGUUGAAAUUUCCUAUGUUAACAUUUUAAUUAUGUUGUAUGUCUUGCAAUGGAAGUAUUGAAAUCAUUUUCCUGGUCUUGUAUUGUGCUUGACAUAUUUUUCAGACAUGGCUACACAUAUGAGGGGCUAUUUUAUUACACAAGUGCUGAUCAGAGCCUCACAUUUUAAAUUAUACUGCUUAAUUUACCAUGAUUGAUACAUGUAUAUAAAAUUUCCAUAUUUUUUACACCUUGCAUACUGUGGCCUAAUUACUGGUGCUUACAUGCUGUGUGUAUUAUAAAAAGAAAAAGAGGUUAUAAUUUUUUCUUAACAUGGUGCAUUUUAAUAUGUCAGAC
Molecule: messenger RNA, 6771 nt
Organism: Hemibagrus wyckioides
Lineage: Eukaryota; Metazoa; Chordata; Actinopteri; Siluriformes; Bagridae
Gene: gli3
Product: GLI family zinc finger 3
Exons: 15
Coding region: 450-5285 (1611 amino acids)
Biological process (GO): regulation of transcription by RNA polymerase II; smoothened signaling pathway
Cellular component (GO): nucleus
Molecular function (GO): RNA polymerase II cis-regulatory region sequence-specific DNA binding; DNA-binding transcription factor activity, RNA polymerase II-specific
Source: RefSeq, a predicted model, not a curated record